Molecule: messenger RNA, 2032 nt
Organism: Myripristis murdjan (pinecone soldierfish)
Lineage: Eukaryota; Metazoa; Chordata; Actinopteri; Holocentriformes; Holocentridae
Gene: cacng2a
Product: calcium channel, voltage-dependent, gamma subunit 2a
Exons: 4
Coding region: 1046-2032 (328 amino acids)
Biological process (GO): regulation of AMPA receptor activity; neurotransmitter receptor internalization; postsynaptic neurotransmitter receptor diffusion trapping
Cellular component (GO): voltage-gated calcium channel complex; AMPA glutamate receptor complex; postsynaptic density membrane
Molecular function (GO): channel regulator activity; voltage-gated calcium channel activity
Source: RefSeq, a predicted model, not a curated record
CCUUGAUUUCUUCAUUCCAUCGUAUAGGCUAUAGGGUUGAUUUUUGAAAACUGAUAGCCCCCCUCCACCGUAAUAUUCUUUUACUUCAUAAGCGGUCGAUAUAAAACAGCCCCAAGUAUUGCUUUCAUUUCCUCUAGACAGGACUUGAAUUGGUCCAUUUGUUUACUCUUUUCUGUCUCCACUAAUAUGAUAGAUCUCCCCGCUUGUCCUUCGUUUCCCUUCCCGGUGUCUCUCCUUGCUUUUGCCCACUCUUGACUAACAAAACACCAUAGAGUAAUACUAGUCUUUAGGAUAGCUUUGAGUAUAUAAUUCUAAAUUCUUACUAGCACAUAUAAACGCAAUGUUAUAGCCUCUGACUAAAGUAACAGUAACUCAUUACAACAGACAUAUUGAACUGUUGUACUGUAAGCCUGCCAUACUCUAACGCCUCCCCCCCAACCAUCUUUUUUCUCCAUUUGAGCUCAUGUUAAUUCAACUCUGACCGUAUACAACAGUGUUUAUCUGUAACCUUACAAGUCAAGAAACAGGUUGCCUAUUUUUGCAGGCCUUUAGGGAAUAAACCUUGCCUCACUUAGGCUAUCUCAGUUCCAUUUUUAGGCUCGGCUCUGCCACUACAGGCUUUAGGAUAUUAUUAAUCCCUUAUAGCUCAGCGUUAUAUUCACGUUUGUAGCUUUUGUGCUGCAAGUAGCUGAAGUAUAGUGGGCUACAUCUGCAGCUGAAGGCACAGGCCCAUAGCGCUACUGAGGUGCUCUUACCCUCUCUGCAUACCGGAAUUUCUAUUAUUUGGAUACAAAAAUUAAAAAAAAACAAACCGAGAGGGGAGACAUAACUGUCUACCCUCCACCCCCUCCAAUCCUCCAAGUAGCCUCCCCAGUUUUUCUCUUGUUUCGGUCCUCACCCAAACGCAACCAUAAGGUUCCUACCGCAUCCUCCUCCUUCCCCCUCCUCUCGCACGAGUAUAUCCCGUUUUUUCAGUUUGAUUUGGUCCCGCAAAUUUUCAAAUAUUUAUUUCCUAUACAUCAAGAGGAAAGGGGGUCCCCCUUUCAUGGAAUGCGGAAACAUGGGUCUGUUCGACCGCGGAGUCCAGAUGCUGCUGACCACGGUGGGAGCCUUCGCGGCCUUCAGCCUCAUGACCAUCGCGGUCGGCACGGACUACUGGCUGUACUCCCGCGGCGUCUGCAAGACCAAGUCCAGCAGCGAGAACGAGACCAGCAAGAAGAACGAGGAGGUGAUGACCCACUCGGGCCUGUGGAGAACCUGCUGCUUGGAAGGAAACUUCAAAGGGAUGUGUAAACAGAUAGACCACUUUCCUGAAGACACGGAUUACGAAGCGGACCCCUCUGAGUAUUUCCUACGUGCGGUGCGAGCUUCCAGCAUCUUCCCCAUCCUCAGCGUCAUCCUGCUCUUCAUGGGAGGCCUGUGCAUAGCUGCCAGUGAGUUCUACAAGUCACGCCACAACAUCAUCCUCAGCGCAGGGAUCUUCUUCGUGUCUGCAGGCCUGAGCAACAUCAUCGGGAUCAUCGUGUACAUAUCAGCCAACGCGGGGGACCCCUCCAAAAGCGACUCCAAGAAGAACAGCUACUCAUACGGCUGGUCGUUCUACUUCGGCGCCCUCUCCUUCAUCAUGGCCGAGAUGGUGGGCGUCCUGGCCGUGCACAUGUUCAUCGACCGCCAUCGACAGCUCCGGGUAGGGGCGCGCGCGGCCGACUACCUCCAAGGCUCCGCCAUAACGCGAAUCCCCAGCUACCGCUACCGAUACCGGCGCCGCUCGCGUUCCUCCUCCCGCUCCACGGACCCAUCACACUCCCGCGACGCCUCGCCGGUGGGCCUCAAGGGCUUCAGCGCGCUGCCGUCCACGGAGAUCUCCAUGUACACGCUCCCCCGGGACACCCUCAAGUCCUCCGGCACGCCCACCGCCACCUACAACUCGGAGAGGGACCACAACUUCCUGCAAGUCCACAACUGCAUCCAGAAGGACCUGAAAGACUCGGCCCACACCAACACAGCCAACCGCCGCACCACGCCCGUAUGA